UUUAUCGGUGUGUUAAAAAAUACUCAAGAAGGUGUGCAACACUGGUUUCACAUUGUUUACAAAAUGACCAAAGCUAAUAAAACACCGCAAAAGCCGUGUGAAGCCAAUUUAAACGUAUCUUUGACACCAGUACGAUAUCUCGACAGCCCACGCCAGCAAUCGCCGACCACUAGCCACGAUUCAACCUUGGCCACCUGUAAAACUCGACUAGACAGCUUAACCAAGCAACUGCAGGACAACUACGCCAAAUGGCAGCUGGCCCAGCAGCGCGGCACCGCCAUUUGCUAUGCCAUUGAAGCCAAGAAGACCAAGUGCUUGGACAAAAGCGAGGAGGAGAAGAGUAAAACCUAUCCAGAUGACCUAAUCCUGCCCUGCAACAAGUUGGCCAUCAUAGCCUCGAUUUUCGGCGAUAUAGCUAAUAACACCAAGGAGAUUCUACGGCAACUGAGAGCCAUUUCCAAAUUGCCCGGUGCUGCAGCGGAUACGAUAUUCUAUAGAUCCUGGAAGUUGCCACAGUUUGUGGUUUUUACCAAAGAACUAGCGGAAAGAUACGAACAGGAGGCCUUGAUUAAAAAGGAUGUGGCGGAAAACAUUGCCCACGCGAUCGACAGGAGCCAACUGAUCGCCUACACGACUUUUUGGGAGUUCCCCGAGCACGUGGAUACAUAUGUGCACUUGGGUUUCCUUCUCCUCUCCGAAGAACUAAACUUAAAGCAAUAAACAGGAGUAAAUAUUCA
Drosophila kikkawai is the source of this 737-nucleotide messenger RNA. RefSeq lists its product as uncharacterized. Lineage: Eukaryota; Metazoa; Arthropoda; Insecta; Diptera; Drosophilidae. The record is from RefSeq and is a predicted model, not a curated record.